Messenger RNA from Emiliania huxleyi CCMP1516, 990 nucleotides. RefSeq lists its product as hypothetical. The record is from RefSeq and is a predicted model, not a curated record. The transcript has a single exon. Bases 54 to 647 code for a protein of 197 amino acids. Lineage: Eukaryota; Haptophyta; Isochrysidales; Noelaerhabdaceae.
CGCGACUGCGCGCGCGACGGCGCCACCAGCCGCUUCGCCCCGCGGCUGCUGUAAUGCCGCCGCCGCAUCCCGCGGGCACCUCUUAUUCGAGGCCACGUCGCCUCAACCCAUUUGAGAAUUUUGGCGACUGGCUGCCGUCGGUGAGGCUGCCCUUCCAAGCCGGAUCCUCUGAGGACGGCUCAGGCGACGGCGCCGGCUCAGGCUACCCGCCGAUCCUCAUCGAGUCGAAAGCCCAAAUAUGGCCAGGUGGGCCCACCGCGCUGCCCCCUGUGGCCUGCGCCGGCAUCUUUGCUCUUGCACCUCUCACGAUGCUGCUGCUGUGGGUCUACAUCGCGUUCGCGACCUGUCGAGGGGGGAAGCGAGUGGAGGGGGGAGCAGCGCUGGCGCCGGCGCCGGCGGCGCGUGCGUCAGAUAGCGACGGCGGCUUGCGCCGCGUCGAAAAGGCAGACGUCGCGGGCACGGCGGGAGCCUCCUCCUCCUCCUCCUCAGCAGCAGCAGCAGCAGCAGCAGCUCGCGCCGGCUCGUCGUCCACCGCCGCCUCGUCGUCCACCGCUCGAGGCAGCAGCGCGUUCGUGAGUGCAAACGAGUAUUGUUCCUCCGCUGCGGACGAGGCCGACGCGAUAAGUUCCGCGCGGGCGCAGGUGUGAGUUGGGGGGGCUCCAACCCGCCACCUACGCCUGCUAGUCGAGACAUGCGCAUGGAAGAGCGCCAUGGGUGCGUGGAGUGUGGAUGUGGGGUGGGCUACGUCGCGAUCGCAGCACCGCUGUGUGCCCGUGUAAGGGGCGAGUCGCGAGUGUCUUGACGUGUGUGCGAGUGUGCGUUACGGUUCUACGAGUGUGCUGGAGGCGGGCUUAGCACGCCUGACGCCUCGUGUGCCUCUCCUCUGCCAACGUGGUGUGUGCGCGCGCGGAGCGUGCAUGCUGUGAGUGGGCUGACACUGUUAGAGAGGGUAGGAGCCAAUGAAAAAUCGUUCAUCGUCGGGAUUAUCAU